Molecule: messenger RNA, 945 nt
Organism: Oncorhynchus keta (chum salmon)
Lineage: Eukaryota; Metazoa; Chordata; Actinopteri; Salmoniformes; Salmonidae
Product: C-X-C motif chemokine 11-1-like
Exons: 4
Coding region: 83-385 (100 amino acids)
Biological process (GO): cellular response to lipopolysaccharide; chemokine-mediated signaling pathway; antimicrobial humoral immune response mediated by antimicrobial peptide
Cellular component (GO): extracellular region
Molecular function (GO): chemokine activity; CXCR chemokine receptor binding
Source: RefSeq, a predicted model, not a curated record
ACUUCUCUCCUCCUUUCACAACGUUCAUCACUUGACUGAGCUGUCCAUCCAGACUCUGAAAGAAACUGAAGAAGCAGUAUCCAUGACCAACACGAUGACAUCAACGGUCCUCAUCAGCUUCCUGGCCUGUCUGCUCCUGGUCAAUGUUGAAGGCCAGGUGGGUCAUUCUAAAGCUCGGUGCCAGUGUCUGAAUGGACUGGUGAACCACGUUAAACCUCUUCACAUUGAGAAGCUCGAGGUGUACACCUCCAGCCACUCCUGCAGGAACAUGGAGAUCAUUGUCACUCUGAAGAACGGAAAAGGGAAGAAGUGUCUGAAUCCAGAGGCUCCAUUUGCCAAGAAAACCAUUGAGAAAAUAAUGAACAACCGAAGGAGUGUGCAGUAAACCUGUGAACUAAUGACACCAAUCCCAUUGAGAACUUGAUGGAACAGAGAGCACCAUGAGAGAGAGAGUUAAUCCUGAUGAAUUACCACAGUUGAGUCAAUGCACUGCAGACUGCCUGAAUACGUUUACUCUGUUUAAUGGUACUUAGAAAGUCUGUUUUUAAAUGGACAAAAUUGGUGUAUCUUUCACCAUAUGACUUACUAGUUGAGAGACAUUCAUAACAUCUUCCAAUGGAAACUUAAAUAAAAGUUAAAGUUUUUUUAGGUCAGUUUAAUAUUUUCUUGAAUGUUCAAUUGUUUAUUUAUUGAAAAUAUAAAAAGCCUGUAAAUAAGGUGAAUGCACCAAUUUGUAAGUCGCUCUGGAUAAGAGCGUCUGCUAAAUGACUUAAAUGUAAAUGUACAUGUAAAUGUAGGUAUAUUUUUUUAUUUUGGAAGGUCAAGACUUGAAAUGUUUUACAUUAUGUUUAGUUAUCAAAAUGAUCAACAUCUGUGUAAAUACUGUAUAUUCUAUAUGUGUUGUUUACUUUUUCUAUCAAAAUAAUAAAGAUGCAUUUGACUCUA